Salvelinus namaycush (lake trout) is the source of this 2421-nucleotide messenger RNA. RefSeq names its product protocadherin alpha-C2-like. The coding region runs from base 1 to 2421 and encodes 806 amino acids. Gene Ontology annotation, biological process: homophilic cell-cell adhesion. NCBI's taxonomy places the organism in Eukaryota, Metazoa, Chordata, Actinopteri, Salmoniformes, Salmonidae. Gene Ontology annotation, molecular function: calcium ion binding. Gene Ontology annotation, cellular component: plasma membrane. The record is from RefSeq and is a predicted model, not a curated record. The transcript is spliced from 2 exons.
AUGGAUGUACAUCGGAUCAUUCAGCCCUCGAGGAGGUACGUCUCGGUCUUUCUGCUUUUCUCUGCAGUCCUGAACAUGGCAUCUGCCGUUACCCAUUAUUCUAUUCCCGAGGAAAUGGAGGAAGGCUCUAUUGUUGCUAAUCUAGCCACUGAUUUGGGACUAGAUAUGAAAACCUUAAGCAACCGCAAGAUGCGGUUAGAUACCAUAGCUAAUAAGAAAUAUGUGGACGUUAAUAAGGACACAGGAGAAAUGUAUAUCGCUGAGAAGAUAGACAGGGAACUGCUUUGCAACAUUAAGACAGCUACUUGUUAUUUAAAAAUGGAAGUUGUCCUUGAGAACCCACUGAGGAUAUUUAACAUAGAGUUAGAAAUAAUGGAUAUCAAUGAUAAUGCGCCACAAUUUCGAAGAGAUACAAUACAUUUAGAUAUAUCCGAGUCUACACCGUUAGGUGAGCGAUUUUCUUUAAGCAAUGCGGUUGACCCUGAUAUUGGUGCAAACUCGGUGAAAACCUAUCAUCUUAGCGAAAGCCACCAUUUUGGUAUUGAAAUUCAGACUGGAAGAGACGGAUCGAAGUUUGCUGAUUUGAUUCUGAAAACGGCUUUAGACCGAGAGAAGCAGGCGUUUCAAAAUCUAAUACUCACGGCUGUAGACAGCGGGGUACCCACGCGCUCGGGUACAGCCAGCAUCAUUGUUCAUGUGUUAGAUACAAAUGACAACGCCCCUUAUUUUGAAAAGGAAAGCUUUCGUAUAAACGUACCGGAGAACUCCCCAAUCGGAAAUCUUGUAGUGAAGUUAAACGCAACAGACUUAGACGAAGGGUCAAAUGCAGAAGUAAUAUACUCAUACAGUCUUUAUACAACAGAAAAGACACAGGGCACGUUCAAAUUAAAUCCUGAUAGCGGUGAGAUAACUGUAAAGGAAAUGAUCAAUUAUGAAGACUUUAGGAUCUAUGACAUGGAAGUCAUUGCAACAGAUAAGGGGGCCAACUCUUUGUCAGGUCAGUGUAAAUUAACUAUUUUAGUGACAGAUAUGAAUGAUAAUCAUCCAGAAAUGUCAAUCAAAUCAUUUCAAAGUCCUAUAAAGGAGGAUAUAGCAGUAGACACGGUGAUAGCAGUUGUCAGUGUCAGCGAUAAAGAUUCAGGUGAAAAUGGGAUUGUAGAUAUUCGUAUUCCUGAUGAAUUACCUUUUGCACUAAGAGAGUCUUCUGGUAACUAUUAUGAGUUAGUAGUAUCAGAACCUCUAGACCGUGAGAAGGUCCCAGAAUAUGACAUAACUUUUACCGUAACAGACAGGGGUUCCCCUCCGCUAUCUGACAACGAAACGAUGACUUUAGAACUACUAGACGUUAACGACAACGUUCCACAGUUCCCCCAGUCGUUCUACACUAUACCCGUUAUGGAGAAUAACGCGCCUGGGGCCUUGCUAAGUUCCCUCACUGCGUUUGAUCCAGACCUCCAUGAAAACCAGUAUCUAGUUUAUUUCAUCAUAGAAAAGGAGAUAGUGAACACCUCCAUUUCCAUGCUGUUUUCCAUCAAUCCGGAGAACGGUAAUCUUUACGCACUGAAGACGUUUGACUAUGAGAUAGAGAAGGAGUUUAUUUUCCACAUUGAGGCCAGAGACUCUGGUGUUCCUCCUCUCAGCAGUAACGUGACUGUCCACAUCAUUAUUGUUGAUCAGAACGACAACACCCCGGUCAUAGUCUCUCCGUGGCGCGUGCACGGCUCCUUGGUGGAGGAAAAGAUUCCCAGAUCCACCGAUAAAGGAUCCCUGGUCUCUAAGGUGAUAGCCAUAGACACGGACUCGGUCCAGAACUCUCGGAUUACAUACCAGUUUCUACAGGUUACUGACGCCACCUUAUUCAGUCUGGACCAAUACAAUGGAGAUAUCCGGACCAUGAGAAUGUUCAGUUACAGAGAUCCGCGUCAUCAACGGCUGGUUGUCAUCGCCAAGGACAACGGGGAACCUGCUCUGUCAGCUACAGUUACCAUCAAGCUGUCAACAGUGGAGACUGUUGUUAAAGCCUACUCUGACAUGACUGAAGUGCCUCUAGAAUAUGACAUAUUUUCAGACUUAAACCUGUAUUUGGUGAUCGGCUUGGGCUCGGUGUCCUUUCUGUUACUGAUCACCAUAUUGGUCACCUGUGUGCUGAAGUGUCAGAAACCGAUGCCCAGCAAAGCGGCUCCUCCCAGUAGGAACAGCGUGAUCAGCGAGAGGAACUCGACCAUCGCAGAUUCCACCCUGGUCUCCAACGAUGCCUACUGGUACAGUCUGUUUCUAGCAGAGACCAGGAAAGGAAAGCUGGUAGUCAGACAGCCUGUGCCAAAGGCGGGCUCCAGAUACAUUGUGUCCAGUUUACCAAGGAGCACGGGCCUGACAGAGACCAGCGACUCAGCAGCCUCUACUCUGCAGGGCACAAAGUGA